Molecule: messenger RNA, 1177 nt
Organism: Suillus subaureus
Lineage: Eukaryota; Fungi; Basidiomycota; Agaricomycetes; Boletales; Suillaceae
Product: glutathione S-transferase
Exons: 6
Coding region: 68-901 (277 amino acids)
Cellular component (GO): cytoplasm
Source: RefSeq, a predicted model, not a curated record
GCUUUGCUUCUUUUUCCACGUUAGUAAUAGGCUUGGGGCCCCACACAACCACACCCUCACAACAACCAUGACCGACUCCGGCAAAGUCUACCACCGCUCGUGCACCGGACCAGCUCUUCAAACCGUCGAACAACACGCUCAAGACGAAGACAUCACCCUCUUCGCAAGCUGUUUUUGUCCAUUCGUGCAACGCGUAUGGGCUGCGCUUGAAUAUCUUGAGAUUCCUUACAAGGUGAGCGAAUCUUGCCACGAAGUCGAUCCCUAUCAAAAACCACAAGAACUCCUAAAUGUAUCGCCAAAAGGCCUAGUCCCAGCGCUCAUGCUCAACGCUUUCGAUCCGCCUCGUGCACUUAAUGAAAGCACCGUUAUCCUCGACUUUCUCGAAGAUAUCGCUGCAAAGUCAACACAUAGAAGUCUCUUCCCGCCAUCAACAGAUCCAUAUGCGAAAGCGCUCGUCCGGCUCCAGUCAGAUCAUAUCAGCCGAACGCUCGUGCCUGCGUUUUACAGGUAUCUUCAAGCUCAAGAUCCAGAGGCGCAAAUUUCUGGAGGGAAAGAGUUUCACGCAGCUGUUCAAUCAUUAGUCGAGCUUUUCGAACGUGCUGAAAGAGAGGUAGGGGGAAUAGGGCUUUGGGUUGAAGGUGGUGAUUUGGGAUGGGCAGACGUCGUCGUUGCACCGUGGAUCUUCAGAGCGACUAAUGUGUUGAAACACUACCGCGAGUUCGAAAUGCCGCGAGGAACCAAAUUUAAAGCUUGGUUGGGGAGACUUUUCGAGUAUCCUGCGUUUAAGAAGACUUGUAGUGAUGAAGAGUUGUAUCUGGACAGUUAUGAGCGAUAUGCGUUCAACAGGCCGAACACGAGUCAGGUGGCUAAUGCGAUUAAUAGCGGCAGGGGGUUACCUUGAACGAGACAACGAGGAAUCCAAUGACUCUGUACAAACAUAAAUAUGAAUGCAUUGCAAAGUGAAUAAAACAGAGGUACGAAGUCUCAAUGAGAAUUGGCCAGUGGGAAGUUCUGUAUGUAUAACUAGAUUCCCAAUCUAGGGGGCGUCGAACGCGUGGUAAAUUGCAUAACCGUUCGGAGUUUGCUGCUUGUCGUAAAGCUGUGAAAGAGUGAGUAUGAGGCGUGUUCUGUGAUAAAAAAGACGGUCCAACAGGGAUUAGCGGACCUUCAACUUGGA